Molecule: messenger RNA, 6406 nt
Organism: Helobdella robusta
Lineage: Eukaryota; Metazoa; Annelida; Clitellata; Rhynchobdellida; Glossiphoniidae
Exons: 37
Coding region: 1-3330 (1109 amino acids)
Biological process (GO): homophilic cell-cell adhesion
Cellular component (GO): membrane
Molecular function (GO): calcium ion binding
Source: RefSeq, a predicted model, not a curated record
AUGCCUUCAUUUCCGGUUGUGUUUUCAGUUGUCAUCGAAGGAAGGACGCCGAUAUACACCCAAGUAACCGUUAAUGUCCGACCGGUUAAUCACAAUCCGAAAUUCGAUUCAAAUCCAUACCGGUUCUCCGUUAGAGAUAACGCUGAUGUUGGCGCCCUGCUGUACAGCGACAUGAACGUGAUUGAUGAAGACACCGGGCCCAAUGGAACUGUUGCAGUACUCUGUGAUGUCACCUCCAGUCCGCAGGCCUCGAAUAUAUGCUCCUACUUCACUCUCAGCCAAUCAAACAUCAGCGGCUUUCCGGAUCGCAGUCGGAUAAGUAUCAUCUUGGCCAAAAGAUUGGACUUUAAUCUCAACUAUUCAUUCUACCUUAUCGCCAGGGAUCAAGGCAAUCCUUCUUUGACGGAUUCCACGAACGUCAUCAUGACGGUUGAGAACUCCCAGGACUCCAGGCCCAUUUUCAUCGGCACUCCAUACUUUGUCAACGUUCCUGAACUUGGCAAUGAUUUGUCUACAAGUUUGAUGUCCUUCCAAGUGAGAGAUGCCCGUCCACCAGGGCCUGGAAAUUCGCUGCAACUGACCCUCGAGGGAGACACGAAGAACUGGUUCACCCUGGGCUACCCCAGUUUGAACGGGGACACGUACACGGUGCAGUUGAGGAGGAACAGCCCCAACAUCAACCUCGACGAAAACAGCCAGAGGUCAAGAUACGCCAUCAACAUCAAGGCCACACAAAUAGUGAACAACCAGCUGUCGAGCGUCUACAGCAUGACGACCAUCAACGUCAACAUCAUCGACAUCAACAACAACGCCCCCAUCUUCUCGCAGUCCUCCUACACAGCCAAUGUCUCCGAGGGCCUGGUCUACCUGGCCACCGUGGCCGGGGUGUCCAUCGUCGUCACCGACUUGGACCUGCAAGACAACGCCUACUUCGAACUCUCCCUCAACCACCUCCCUCCUCUUCAGCCCGGCAUCUUCCAGGUCAGUCCCACCUUUGGCCAGGGUUCAGUGGCCGCAGCCCUGCAGGUCGCCAAACCAGAAUUCAUUCGUUAUGACGUCAUGAAGACGAUGAAUCUUACCAUCGUGGCGAGGGAAACGCGGACGGCAGAGAGGAGGUCGAGUAUGGCCUCAAUAACCAUCUACAUCACCAGCCCUAACAACCACGCCCCCUACUUCCCCAACAUUCUUAACCCCAUCAGCAUCUUCGACGACACCCCCGUCUACAGUCAGAUCAGCAGUUACAUCAGGGCGCAAGACGAUGACCCUGGAGACAACGGAAAGAUAACGUACAAAAUAAUCAGCACAGAUAACAGCGAUAAAUACUUCUCUAUAGAUCCAAACUCUGGAAUCCUAACACUGAGCAGCCCACUGAGCUACAGCGUGCAGUCGACGUUCUUGUUCCAGGUGCAGGCCACAGACGGCGGCGGACUUACUGCCACCACUUCCAUCCUCAUUAACAUCAAGGACCACAACUUCAACUACCCUGUCUUUGAUUCGGACAGCUACAUCACCUACGUGCCCGAAGGCACGACUGACAUGCAGCCAAGAGUCACUGUCAGGGCCGCAUUAAGACCAAUGAUAUCAGACAGAGUGUAUUACUAUCAAUUCGGUCCCGGCAUCAGCCAACUGAUCAACACGACCUUCAGAGUCAACCCUAAUACCGGAUCCAUCACAAUGCUCCAGCCUGUUGAUUUCAAUAGAACACCUAACAAGCAGGGAUAUUUCGACAUUCCGGUGGCCUGUGGUGUUGUUAACUACCCGGAAAUUCCAAUUGGCCACACAAACGUUCGAGUCUACAUCAUGGACUCCAACAACCACCCACCCGUCUUCACCAAUCCCAAUUAUCAGAGUAUCACCAUUCCCGAGACCACGAAACCUGACACGAACGUAAUGAGGGUGACGGCCACCGACGAGGACACUGGGGACUUCGGCAAAAUCGUCUACUACAUCGAGACGGGGUCCAGAGACGAUUUUGUGGUGGACCCAUUUACGGGCGACAUCAAAGUAGCCCGCCAACCAAAUCUUAAACCCGAACAAAAUUACAACAUCACGGUCAUAGCCAGAGAUUCCGGUCAGCCACCACUGAGUGCCACCACGUUUGUUGCCAUCAUCAUCACGGACUCCAUCUCCCACAAUCCAGUUUUCAGUCCCGAUCAGUAUACAUACGUCAUCAUUGAAAGUACUCCAGCAAACACCUUAGUAGGAACUUUGAACGCCAAAUCUCAAGACAAGAGAGCCAAACUGAGUUACUCAUUUAUCUACAACACCUGGAAAGUCUACAAAAAUGAUCAAGAAGUAUCGGCUUCUGUGGCUGACUGGUUUAGCAUAGAUCAGGACAUAGGCACGAUCAAAAUAAGGAACCCACUCAUCCAGUACAGCCAAUCGGAUAAGGUGACAGUCAACGUCACCGUGAGAGUAACCAAUCCCGAUAACGUUAACGACGUCCUCUCUGCUAUUGCUCCAGUGACAAUCCUCAUCCUCCCAAUCGCUCAGUCAAGCGACAAAGUGGUAUUCAGCCCAGCGGCAGACGACUUCAACUUCCAGAUGAUCGAGAAGCAGCCGGUUAACACUCCCCUCUACAACUUUGUGGCCUUCUACCUCAAGGACAGCUCCCAGAUCAGAAAUUUCAUCCUUACGGAAAAUCCGGGCACGCCUAGAGGGUACUUCAUGAUUGACGGAUCUACCGGUGCAUUGCGGGUAUCCAAAGUUAUAAACUACCUUGACCUUCCCUCUUCAAAAAAUUUGACCUACAAGGUCAAGGCCACUGCACAGCCCCCCAGCACCGCGUAUGCCCUGGCCAACGUGACUAUCAACAUUUUACCCCUCAAUGGGGAGAAACCCAUUUUCGUUAAUGGGAACUACAUCUUCCGAGUGAACAGCACCCAACCGACGGGCACCACCAUUGGAGUCAUCAGUGCCACCUGCCCCUACGGCACGUCCCCCACCCCGGUUGUCACCUACCAACUUAUCACCCCCAGUGACUACUUCUACAUUGAUCAAAAUAAUGGCACCUUCGUACUAUCGAAGAGACUCGAUUCGGCGGACUCCACCCAGCUCCUGUACAAUCUCAUCGCCCAAGCUUACUGCGUCGACCUGAAGACCACAUCAACUGCACUCAUCCAGGUUUAUGUCACUCCCAUAAAAACACUGGUCCCCGUCUUCACGAACACCUUCUACAGAUUUCCAGCUUCAGCCGGAUACACCGGAUUGCUGGGACAGGUUCUGGCCUACGAUCCCAAUCCCUUCAACAAGUCCUCCAUCGUUUAUACUAUUCUCAGUGUGACUCCAGGACCAAGCCUUCACGAUAAACUCGACCACUGGAGUAAUUAACGUAACGUCAGUCCUACCCAAGCAAGAUAAAAACUACACCAUAGUCGUGCAAGCUGCCGAUUCGUCCAUCCCUCCGCUGACCAACACCACGAUGGUCAAUGUCGAGGUCACUCAGUUAUCCUCCACGCAUCCUGAAUUUGUGGAUUUCAAUCCUAUUGUUAAUGUCUACCAGGAACAAAACCCGAACGAUCCAGUGGUGAUUUUCAAAACGGGUGGAAAUCAAAAGGUCAACUUCACCAUGGCCCCAAAUGGAAACACCAAGUUCUACGUUAACCCCAUCACUGGCGAGCUCAUGAUUAAUGGAACUAUUACAAGAGGGGAAGUUUAUGAGAUGGUGAUAAUAGCAACCAGCGGCUUGUACAGCAGCAGCAAAGCGCUGACGGUCAACGUCUUCAGUGAAGCUCCGCCCUCAUUCAUCUGCAAACAGCCACGGCCCUUCCAACUGUUCUUGAAGAACUCGACAGGCCCCUUAGACCCCUCCCUCGGCCUCCAGACCAACACCGACUGCAGUUACGACAUGCCUGGCACCGUCUUCCUCUAUAAUAUCAAUGCUGUCAGUUACAAUGGAACGAACAUAGAUCCGAAGCGGAGCAUCUUCAGUAUUGGAAGGGAUGGAACCAUCAACGUCGGGAGCAAUGGACUGACCUACCUUGAUGAUGGCAGAUAUAGAUUAACGAUCUCCGUGAAAAAGCAGAACAGCAGUGUAGAGAACACGCUGGACACGAUAGUUAGAGUCACUGACUGGGAUACCAUGGCUCCGAAGUUCGACAGCACGCUGGAGCAGUGCAGAGGAUCUGGGCUCAUCGUUAAGACUGGAAUCCUUGACCUCACCCCAUUCAACACCCCUGUCGUCCAGCUAUUGGCCGGGGACUGUGACCCGCCCCCCUUCCGUAACAACGUCUACCAGAUCACGAGCACCCAGCCCAAACAACUCUACACUGACACCUUCUACGGGGAAAACUCCGACUACACGGAUAGACUAGCAUUCCACAUGAAUCCGGAUACUGGGCUCGUCAGCACGAAUUAUCCGGACUUUAGAAAUUAUUACAGGAGUUUUUUCGACUGCGAUGUUAGCGUGAGAAGAGCUUCUGCCAGUGAUGUAACCAGCAAUGCCAAGUUACUGGUGUACAUUUUAAGAGAAACUAGCAAGUACAAAAUUAUCUUCAACAAGUCGUCAGAUCAGAUCAGAGCUCUCAACCAGUACCUUACUGAUCAGCUGAAUGCUCCGCUGAAGGCAAAGAAAUAUGAAUUGAUUGCAGACCCGGUGAGCACCUACAUAGACGAUAAUGGCAACAGAUUUGCCGACAAAUCUUCCAUGUGCUACUUUAUCUUGGACAACAACCUCUCUCCGUCCAUGCCGAUUACGGACGCCAGCACAGUGGCCAGCAUCAUGAAUGGAAUCAAUGUGUCCAAUGUUGACAAAUUCGCCGAGAGUUGUUUUUCACGCCGAAACAUGACAACGAAAUGGUGGUCUGACAAGUGGUUCCUCUGGUUCAUCCUCAUCGCGUUCUCCAUACUCGUCUUCGUCGUCGCCCUCAUCCUGUCCUGCUGUGUCUGCUUCUACUGGCCCAUGAACGUGAAGAAAAUAUCGAAAGCGAGGCCAUAUGUCGUUCUUGACGAUAGGCCCAUGUCGGCAGCUGGUUCUGUCUUCGACUACGGAGGAUGAUAGAGUUCCACUGACCUACUUUCUGAAGAUCUGAUUGGCUGGCUCUAGUAUUUUCUGUGGAAUUUGAUAAUGGAAUGAUUAAUUGGUUGAUUGAUUAAUUGGUUGAUUGAUUAAUUGGUUGAUUGAUGGAUUGAUUGAUGAACUGGUUAAUUAAUUAGUUGUUUAAUUGAUUAAUUAAUAUAGAUUGAUUGAUUUUGAACCACUAAUCUCAAUGUUUUAUCUUCACUGCAUGUAUAGACAUAUCUGUUGCAAUACCUUUUUAAAGUAAAUUUACCAGAAGCACAUACACGCAUAUACACACAUAUACACAGACAUUCACACACUCACACAUACAUGAGUAAUGCUAAUUCACAAAUACGCACAAACAUACACACGCACACACGCACGCACGCACGCACAGUCACAUGGGCUUGAUCACUCAUCUCAUUCAAUAUUUUCACAUUUGAGACCAGUUAUUUUUAGUUUUAAUGUCUGAUUUGUUAAAUUCUUACAAUCAUUAAUAAACUCCACUCAUAAAUUUAGUUUCAUUCAUUUUUACAAGCGCGUUUUAUAUUAGAUCUGUUUUUCUUCUGUCCAUCUAUAAGUUAUUCCUCUCAUUUAUUUAUUUAUUCAUUCACUCAUUCAUUCAUUUUUUCAUCUGAAAAGUAAUUGAAAAUGAAAAGAUAUAUUGGUUGGUCUACCUAUCAAUUUAUUUGUAAAUCGAACAAUUGUUUAUAUAUAUAUAUACCAAAAAUAAUUUAACACGUUUCAUUUAACCAACUAAUUAAUGGGCAAUUAAUUAAUUAACGGAGUAGUUAAUUAAUUAAUCAAUUAACUGCCCGGAACUUCUCACAUUUUCCAUUUUGUUUUGAUAACUGCUUAGUUUUCUAAUUGAAACAUUCCAAGGGAUGAUAAUUCACAGCGUCGUUUGACAUUUCAUGGUAACAGGUGAACACACCAAACCACACAAAUACCAAAUUCCAUAUAUAACACUUCACGUUUGUACUACUGGCUUAUACUCGGUGCUAUCUUACUACGCUAACAAAAAAUUCAAUACUCAAGAUGUACCUACCCUAAAUUUAGUACACACACACACAAACUACAAUAGUAGGAUACAUUUGAUGUUGGUACACACACAGUAGCAUACAAUCCGAACCGUAUACCAUCUAUCAUACAAUACUUAAUUCUAGUACAAUGUAAUUCUGAACAAUCCGAUCUUCCAAACUUUUUUUAAAUUAUGUUAAUUUUAGUUUAAACAAUUCACUCAACCCCCACGGCGUUCAAACAUAUAAAUAUACAUAUGUAUAUAUAUACUUCAUGUAUAUAUAUACAAACUUUAUAUAUAUGUAUUUAUUACAAUGUAUCUAAAAUUGUUAUACGCUUGAUCAAUGCUUCUAAUUCUUAUAACUUUUUUAAACAAAUAAACACAGA